This is a messenger RNA of Prunus avium (sweet cherry), 1201 nucleotides long. Its product is annotated as zinc finger protein ZAT10. Gene Ontology annotation, molecular function: DNA-binding transcription factor activity; transcription cis-regulatory region binding. Gene Ontology annotation, cellular component: nucleus. Gene Ontology annotation, biological process: regulation of DNA-templated transcription. The record is from RefSeq and is a predicted model, not a curated record. NCBI's taxonomy places the organism in Eukaryota, Viridiplantae, Streptophyta, Magnoliopsida, Rosales, Rosaceae.
CCUCUCUCCACUCCCACUCCAACUCCACCUCCUUUUUCUUUUUUUUCUUAGUUGACCGACUUCACUCUGCCUCACCAACUCUUCCCAAAACCCAUAUAUAAAUACCACAGCUCUCUUCUUCACUCUCCACCAAUAUCCCAAAACAAAAAAAAACCCAAAAAAAAACACCACCCAAUAUUUCACCAAAUUGAGCUCUCUCUCUUAAGCACACACCUUUUUCUUGCCCACUCAAACCAGUCUACAUCUUUCUCUCUCGGCCAUCGUAUUAUUUCAGGCACGCCAAACAUGGCCUUGGAGGCUUUGAAAUCCCCCAGCACCCCUUCCCCUCCCUUCUCAUCUUUUGACGAAGUGGAGGAUCGCCACCUCAACCAGUCCCAGGAGCCAUGGGCCAAGAGGAAGCGCUCUAAGCGGCCACGUGUUGACGACCCACCAACGGAGGAAGAAUACCUCGCUCUCUGCCUCAUCAUGCUCGCCCGCGGCACCACCGCCGACGCAGCUGCUGAGCUGCCGCCUCAGCCGCCGGCUCUGAAGCUCUCUUACAAGUGCUCUGUCUGCAACAAGGCCUUCUCUUCUUACCAAGCCCUCGGCGGCCACAAGGCUAGCCACCGAAAGUCAGACUCUUCUGCGGCAGCCGCCGCUGUCAACUCCACCGACAACCCUUCAAACCCCGCCGCCACUACAAGCGGUAGGACCCAUGAGUGUUCUAUUUGUCACAAGACUUUCCCCACCGGCCAGGCCCUGGGCGGCCACAAGCGCUGCCACUACGACGGCGGCAGCGGCGCCACCAGCGCCCUCACCACGUCAGAAGGCGGAGGCGCUGGGGCCUCCAGCCACAGCCACAGUCAAAGUCAGAGUCACCAGAGUCAACGCGGCUUCGACCUGAACCUUCCGGCGUUGCCGGAGUUCUGGCCGGGGUUCGGCGGCGACAAGAGAAGUCAACUAUCUGUCGAGCAGGAGGUGCAGAGUCCGAUGCUGGGGAAGAAACCGCGGUGGCUGUUGAGUCGAGAUUGAUUUGGGAGAAUAUUUACGUGAAUUACAAAGCUCAAUAGCCAUAGCCUAGCUGCAUGUUUUUACUUUUUUUUUUCUUAAUUUUUCUUUUGAUGAGUUGUUGCAUGCUGUACAGAGAAUUCAAUUCGUUCAUUGUUUUGUGAACAAUGGUUUUAGUCUCCAAUUGGUUACUUAAUUAAUAUUUUAUCAUCAA